Molecule: messenger RNA, 2632 nt
Organism: Folsomia candida
Lineage: Eukaryota; Metazoa; Arthropoda; Collembola; Entomobryomorpha; Isotomidae
Gene: Cdc42
Product: cdc42 homolog
Exons: 8
Coding region: 176-751 (191 amino acids)
Biological process (GO): small GTPase-mediated signal transduction
Molecular function (GO): GTPase activity; GTP binding
Source: RefSeq, a predicted model, not a curated record
AGCGGGUCUGUUUGAUUGGGACUUGUCAGUGUAGUCGCUUCGCCAUCCAAGGGAAGGGCGGAACAUUGUAGUCAUCGUCAAUCGGUCAUCUCAGUUUGUCAAAAUAAAAAACAAAAACAUUCGCUCAACAUCUGUACGACGUUUCGAGUUGGAGACCACCUUAGGAAGAGGAAAGAUGCAGACAAUAAAGUGUGUGGUUGUUGGGGACGGAGCAGUGGGGAAAACUUGUCUUUUGAUAAGCUACACAACCAAUAAAUUCCCAUCUGAAUAUGUCCCCACGGUCUUUGAUAACUAUGCCGUGACGGUAAUGAUUGGUGGUGAACCAUAUACUUUGGGCCUUUUCGACACUGCAGGUCAGGAGGAUUACGACAGAUUGCGGCCACUCAGUUAUCCACAAACGGACGUUUUUCUUGUCUGUUUCUCAGUCGUUUCUCCAUCAUCGUUUGAAAACGUAAAAGAAAAGUGGGUGCCAGAAAUUACUCACCAUUGUCAAAAAACGCCAUUUUUAUUGGUGGGGACGCAAAUUGAUCUAAGAGAUGAUGCGGGAACUAUUGAAAAAUUAGCAAAAAAUAAGCAAAAGCCAAUAACGAUGGAACAAGGAGAGAAGUUGGCUAAAGAACUGAAAGCUGUAAAAUAUGUUGAAUGCUCAGCAUUGACUCAGAAAGGUCUAAAGAACGUGUUUGAUGAAGCAAUUCUAGCUGCCUUGGAGCCUCCAGAGCCAUCGAAGAAGAGAAAGUGUGUCAUCCUUUAGACUCCACUACUCCGUACCUCCGGAUGACAUCCAUUAUCAUUAUCUUCAUCUUACAUUUACAAGGAUCGGUUUAUUAUGACAUCAUCAUGGCAAACUGUCAAACAAAAUUUAAUGACUUAUUGCCGACAUUUUUAUUUCCAUUUUACAAUUAUGUUUUUUGCAAAAUAAUUAUGCGACACACAUGAUACGAACUCUGCCAAGAUUGAUUCUAAAACAACUAAAUACUACAACAAAUUGAUUUUAGUUUUUAGCCUAAAUAACGUUAUUAUUAUUAUUAUUAGUUCAGUUCUAGUGAAAUUGGAAUCCAAAUCAAUCAGAAACUUUAUAUUAUUACACAAUUGUUGCAUCACUUAUUUAUUGUUAAACAAGGGUUGCACAUUGUUAAAUAUUAUAAGUAUGGGAACUAGUAUUUUGUUAAAUGUGUUUAAUAAUUUCCGUUGAAAGGUUACCCUCAUCCAAUGUACUUUUUUUUAUUUAAUUUAAAAGCCAUAUUAUUCCUGUGUCCUCUCCUUUUUCUGGUUUUGGUAUUUUCAUCGCACACGCUUACAAAUUUGUAUUACAUAAUAGCAGAAGGAUUUUCGAAUGUAUAUUGAUGCCAAGAAGAAGAAUCAUUCACAACUACUUUAAUUGUUAUCACCAUUUAAUAUCCUAUCCACGUUCCUACAUUUAAAUUGAGCGUAUAUUUAGACUCGAGGAAGCGUUGAUCGAUGCUCAUUCUGUACUAUUGCAAAUUUACAAUAAAUAUAUGUGGGCAUUAUUAUGGGAUUCGUUCGAGUAUGAGGUUUUGUAUAACAUUUUAAAUGACGCGUACAUAUAUUUAUUGAGACACGACGCGGAUGGAGGUGUGGGUGUGGGGUUUAAUAUUAAAAAGGUGUUGGGACGGAAAAUGCCAUCUAAAUGUAAAUCUUAAUAAUGAUCUAUAAAUAAUAAUAACGUACUACUAGACAUACUGAUGAUAUAAUGCAACGUAACGUAUGUAUAACCUGCUGUUACUACUUUUUCAUAGCCAAGUCAUACAAUAUGCCAAUAAAUAAAAAUUUUGAUAUCUUGCUCCAAUUAAGAAAAAUUGUACAAGUUUUGAUCAAUUUGGUUCUGUUCUUUAUUAUUCUUUUGUCUCUUGAUUCGGUUCACAUUCCAGUUUAAUUUCUUAUUAGAACAAUCAAUCAAUCAACAAUGUAAAGAUCAAUCCUUAAUAGUUCUUAAUUUUUUUGUAACCUGCCCAUUUAUUUAAUAGUACGUGUUUACUUUGGAUAGUACUUAAUAAUCAUUUCAUGUGUUUUUUUUCUUUCUUUAACUCUCCAGAUCAGUCACAAAUAAUGUAUUUAGUAGUUUAACAGUAGCAAACAAGUAUUAAACAUAUAUCGUAUGUAUGUUGUUUGUUGGAUAUUUAUUUAUUUAUUUAAGGUCAAAUUAAUAAUGUAUUGUAUUUUUUGCAGCUUUUUUGCAUGCUUAUUAUUUGAAUUUAAUUUCUUAUUCAUAUCAUUAUGUCCUUGCUUUUCUUGCUUAUCGUUUAACUGUAGUACCUUUACUUUCCAUCUCCAAAUUCCAUCAACUGCUUUAGCUUGAUACACAAAAACUUUUCUUCUAAAGAUUCAACAGCUUUUUUGGAGUUAUUUUUUUCCUUAGAUAAGGUUGGUUGAUUAAAUUUCAUAUAUAGCAAAAUUUACGAAGUAUUUUUUUUAUUUUCUUUUGAAUAUUCAAGGUACUUCCACGCAUUUCAUGAUAUCAAACAGACAAAAUCAUAAAACUAUGAAAAACGUCCUCUUGCAAACCUUAAUUCCUCACCACUCUAAAAUAACUUAGCAUUUAAUAGCAUAUAAAGUCUAGACGAAGAGCAUCAAUUGAUACAGCAGUAGUAACUUGUUCAGGUCCAAGGAGAAA